AUGUCUCUUGCGCAGAACAGCAACUUAGACUCCAAGCGCAGACGAUUCCAACCGCCUAUUACAACUUUCUUCUCUCCAGCUGUGUCCGACUCGAAUGGAACGGAUGCUGCCUGCAGCCCCCAUCUUUCUCAUAACCACUACGCUGCCGCUACCCAUUCUCCCACCCCCAUUGUCCCCGCCAAAAUCCAGUCCUCUCUCCUCUCCGUCGGCAUGCGCGUCCGCAAAUCAGUCGCUGAAGGUUACAAGACCAAGGGUGUGAAGAUGUUCGAUACACCUACCAGUACCAUCUCUCUCUCCGCAAAGCAUGAACAUUCCACCGGUAGAGGGUUUCCCACCGUCCGCGGGGAACUUGCUCCUUUCUGCGGCCUCUCCAAAUCAUGCGACUAUACCGUGGAACCUCAUUCCAAUACAGUCUAUGAGCUGUCCGAGACAAGGGGAUACAACGUCGACAUCGUCACUGACGAUGGUGAUGCGUUCUCGCUUCCUCCCAGCAGUCAAGAGUCCGUUUACUCGGCCAACAAUGGCCAGAAACGAUCCUAUGACCCCUAUGCGGAUGAAGACGCCAGUGACUUUGAACACAGUGUGUUUGUGACCACAGACACCGUACCCGGCCGUACCAUCCUCUGUCCGAGCCUGGGACGCCAACGGCGCCGUUUCGUUGCUUUACAAAGCCAAGCCAUUCAACAGGGGACUAUGCAAGUCGAUGACUUCGAAGAGCCAGUGUUCCUUCGUAGGCGGGAAGAGGUUGAUGCCGACUACAUGCCUGCUCGAAUGGGGGACUGUGAGGUUAAAAUGGGAGGGGCAUGA
Messenger RNA from Aspergillus fumigatus Af293, 807 nucleotides. RefSeq lists its product as uncharacterized. Gene Ontology annotation, cellular component: nucleus; cytoplasm. Gene Ontology annotation, molecular function: ribonucleoside-diphosphate reductase inhibitor activity. NCBI's taxonomy places the organism in Eukaryota, Fungi, Ascomycota, Eurotiomycetes, Eurotiales, Aspergillaceae. The record is from RefSeq and is a predicted model, not a curated record.